This is a messenger RNA of Verticillium dahliae VdLs.17, 1746 nucleotides long. RefSeq names its product E3 ubiquitin-protein ligase NRDP1. Gene Ontology annotation, molecular function: zinc ion binding. The transcript has a single exon. Bases 1 to 1746 code for a protein of 581 amino acids. NCBI's taxonomy places the organism in Eukaryota, Fungi, Ascomycota, Sordariomycetes, Glomerellales, Plectosphaerellaceae. The record is from RefSeq and is a predicted model, not a curated record.
AUGCCACCUUCUCAAACUAACUCUGCCCCCGAAGACUACGGCUUGCACUUCGACACCGCGCGGCGCAUUGCCAAUACUGUAGCAGAAGCAACCCGGUCCGACCGUGACACUAUCCCCUUGACGCCAACCACCGGCACCGGCGCCGGUGCUGGCACGCCAUUCAACCUUGGCCUGCCCACCAGCACAAGGUCUGCCAACGAAAGUGCUCACCGACUCAGCCUGCGGUCCUUGCGACGCCUCGCUCGACAGUCUGCCGCCGAGGCACCGGGCGCCGCUGCCCCUGUUCGACAUCCUCACAUGUCGGAUCCUCACACGUUCCCGGAUCUAGGUGGUCCAGAAGGGCAUGGCGAUGCCGCCUUCGACGGUCCGAAUCUCAGGGACAUAUCCAUGCCUCUGACCCAUCCCCCCAAUCGAUGGCCGGUCGAAAACCUACUCGAGUUUGAAUACACGCGCCAUGCGGGCAUCAGUCCCGAGACAGCCCUCGAGCUUGUCGACUUCUCCGCCCUCGUCUACCCUGAGGCGGUCGAUGACAAUCUGACCUGCCCAAUCUGCAAGGCACCCUUCGUUACGCCUGUUACUACCACGUGUGACCAUACCUUCUGCAACGCAUGUCUCAAGCAAGCUUGCGAGGCCAGCCACACCUGUCCCGUCGACAGAAGAACCUUUCGAGUCAAGCAUGUCGCUCCUGCCUCCAGGUUGAUCCGGAAUCUGCUCGAUAACCUUAUUGUCGAGUGUCCAAAUACCGAAAGGGGCUGCACCGAACAGGUCAAACGGGAGGACGUCCUUGUGCAUGUCCACGACAAGUGCGAAUACACCAUGAUGCCCUGUCCGGAUCCUGGUUGCGAUAAAAGGCUCCCUAGGUGGCUGCUCUACCAGAAUGAGUCGACAUGUCUUCACGAGGAGGUGGCCUGCGAGCAUUGCGAAGGCCUCGUCGAGCGCGCCGUUCUACAUGAGCACCUGUCCAAGGCCUGCACUCGGAAUACCAAGGCCUGCAUCUUUUGCGACGAGAUGGUCCCUAUGCCUGCCAUGAACCAGCACGUCCUGGACGAGUGUCUAGAGUUUGCAGCGCCCUGCAAGUACACGGACUUUGGCUGCCGACAGACCGCCAAGCGUCAGCAGCUGCGCACCCACCAUGAGAGCUGCCCCUAUCAGGUCUGCGACGUCAUCGGCCAGACCCUCAAGCGGCAGGAAGCCGAGAUGAAGCGACUGCAGCGUGAGAAUGACAGGCGGGACAAACAGAUCGAAGAGCUGCAGCGUCAGUUCCAGGAGCAGCAAAGCGGCAGCUCCUUAGACAUCAUGCGCCUGAGCCCCUAUAGUCGUAAGAUCGGAACCGCCGAAGAGGCUGUCAUGGGUGUUUACGAAGACGUCGAGCGUCGCAUCGAAACAGUCAAGAAGGACCUGACUGAUCUUGAGGGCCGGCAAACGGUGAUGGUUCUCAACGAGGUAAUGCCCAUUAAAAACGAGAUCACGGAAAUACGAAGCAACCUUGGCAUCCUAAAGAUGCACGUGGCCUGGCUCAUGAAUAAAAGCCGCGAAGAAGUAGAGCGCAGUCGACUGGCAAAUCGGACCAUGGGGGGUGCCUCGGCCGCUGGCUCUGGAGGUUCUUCGAAUACGGGGGGAAGCAAUGGUAGCGGGGGAGCGGUCAGGAUAGUCGGCCGUGGGAGAGGGGGCUCGGACAGCGAGGCAGAGGGUCCAUCAACUCUGAGAAGAUUGAGUGAUGGGUCUAAUGGCGUCCCGCGGCUCUGA